AUGUCUGCUUCCGCCGUCCAAUUUCUCAUAUUCUCCGUUUUUCUCUUUCUAUCUCUGUCCUUUGCCCAGACGUCAUUCCGGCCUGAUGCACUGGUGGUUCCGGUUAGAAAAGACUCCGCCACCAACCAAUAUGUCACUCGCAUCAACCAGAGGACUCCGUUAGUGGCGGAAAACCUGGUGGUCGAUCUCGGCGGGCGGUUUUUGUGGGUGGACUGUGAUAAUAACUAUGUCUCCUCCACGUACCAGCCAGCUAGGUGUAGGUCGGCCCAAUGCUCGUUAGCUGGAGCAAACGGAUGUGGGGACUGCUUCAGUUCGCCUAGACCAGGAUGCAAUAAUAACACAUGUGGUGUGUCCCCUGACAACCCUAUUACUAGGACAGCCACCGGUGGUGAGUUAGCCACAGACCUAGUUCAGGUCCUGUCAACUGACGGGUCGAAUCCUGGUCGACCCGUUAAUGUUUCUCGGUUUUUGUUUUCUUGUGCACCCACGUUCUUGCUACAAGGACUUGCUAAUGGUGUAUCUGGAAUGGCCGGUCUGGGUCGGACCCGGAUCGGGCUUCCGACUCAGCUAGCUGCAGCUUUCAGCUUUGACCGAAAGUUCGCCAUUUGUUUGUCAUCAUCGACUUCCUCGGACGGUGUUAUUUUCUUCGGUGACGGACCGUACAGAUUCCUUCCAAAUAUCGAUGCUUCACAAUCACUUACAAACACCCGACUUUUUAUCAAUCCAGUGAGCACGGCUUCAUCUUCUACUCAAGGCGAGCCUUCAGCUGAAUACUUUAUAGGAGUGACUUCGAUUAGAGUCGACAAUAAAUCCAUACCGUUGAACACUUCAUUGUUGUCGAUCGACAAUGAAGGCAAUGGUGGGACCAAGAUCAGCACUGUGAAUCCUUACACAGUGCUCGAGGCCUCAAUCUACAAUGCUCUAACUGCAGCCUACGUCAGAGAGGCUACAGCUAGAAACAUCAGCAGGGUUACAUCUGUAGCACCAUUCGACGUGUGUUUCAGCACGACGAAUGUGCUAAGCACUCGUGUGGGGCCUGCAGUCCCAUCAAUUGAGUUAGUCCUCGAGAAUGAGAAUGUUGUUUGGAUGAUUACGGGAUCAAACUCUAUGGUGCAAGUUAAUAAUAACGUAUUAUGUCUUGGAAUCGUGAAUGGUGGAUCAAACCCGAGGACUUCGGUUGUGAUAGGAGGGUUACAACUGGAAAACAAUCUUCUUCAGUUCGAUCUUGCUACUUCAAACCUAAGGUUCAGCUCGACUCUCUUGGGCAGGCAAACUACUUGCGCCAACUUCAACUUUACGUCUAGUGCUUAA
Molecule: messenger RNA, 1311 nt
Organism: Lactuca saligna
Lineage: Eukaryota; Viridiplantae; Streptophyta; Magnoliopsida; Asterales; Asteraceae
Source: the annotation of a GenBank genome assembly